AUGGCAGGAGCAGGAGCAGGUGGUUGUGGUGGUGAUGAGUAUCAUCAGUUGGAUGGAGCUCAGCGUAUGUUACUGGACGCGAUGAAUGCACAGAUGCAACGUUUGCUGGAUCGUAACAAUCAGGAGGUCUUUGAACGACUAGAAUUAUUGGAGAACCAAGUGAAUCAGAAUGCUAGACGAACUACAGGUGGGAACAGAGGUAAUAAUGGUGGUAAUGACGGAUCGAGGCAAAAGCAGGUUGAGGGAGUAAAGCUCAAUGUUCCUCCCUUCAAAGGCAGAAGUGAUCCAGAUGCCUACCUGGACUGGGAAAUGAAGAUUGAACAUGUAUUUGCCUGCAAUGACUACACUGAAGAGCAGAAAAUCAAGCUAGUAGUAGCUGAAUUCUCCGACUAUGCCCUCAUUUGGUGGCAUAAAAACCAGAGAGAAAUGCUGAGAGAGGGAGGGCGAGAGGUAGAUACAUGGACUGAAAUGAAAAUGGUGAUGAGAAAAAGGUAUGUGCCCACUAGCUAUAAUAGAACCAUGCGACAGAAACUCCAAAGGCUGUCCCAAGGGAAUUUAACUGUGGAAGAGUACUAUAAAGAGAUGAAAAUAGCGUUAGCGAGGGCCAACAUCGAAGAGGAAUCCGAAGACACAAUGGCUCGUUUUUUGAAUGGUCUAAACCCUGAAAUCAGAGAUGUUGUUGAAUUACAGGAGUAUGUGGAGUUAGAUGAACUACUACAUAAGGCACUACGAGUUGAACAACAAAUUAGAAGAAAAAGUGCAGCAAGGAGGAACUCACCCAAUACUUACAACCAGAAUUGGGCCAACAGAUCCAAGAAGGAGGGAGGUAAUUCGUCCAGCCCAGCAGCAACAUCCCCACAUGGAAAGAGGACCAUGAUCAUGAAGGCUGAUGGAGAAGUCACUAGUGAGUCUGAAAUCAGUGAAGAAGAAGUGGAAGAAGAAGAGUAUGAGGAGGAAGCUAUACAGGGUGAUAUGAUGAUGGUUGAGGUGUGUCUCACCAUUGGGAGAUAUAAUGAUAGGGUGCUGUGUGAUGUGGUCCCAAUGGAAGCGACCCAUGUGCUGUUAGGAAGAUCGUGGCAGUAUGAUACCAAGGCAGUGGAUGAUGGCUUCACCAACAAAAUCUCUUUCAAGCAAGAUGACAAGAAAAUUGUUCUCAAACCGUUAUCUCCUAGAGAGGUUUGUGAGGAUUAG
Molecule: messenger RNA, 1191 nt
Organism: Glycine soja
Lineage: Eukaryota; Viridiplantae; Streptophyta; Magnoliopsida; Fabales; Fabaceae
Exons: 3
Coding region: 1-1191 (396 amino acids)
Source: RefSeq, a predicted model, not a curated record